Anopheles cruzii is the source of this 5333-nucleotide messenger RNA. RefSeq lists its product as uncharacterized. Gene Ontology annotation, biological process: morphogenesis of an epithelial sheet; generation of neurons; protein localization to plasma membrane. Bases 24 to 3851 code for a protein of 1275 amino acids. The transcript is spliced from 16 exons. Gene Ontology annotation, molecular function: protein binding. Gene Ontology annotation, cellular component: adherens junction; plasma membrane. NCBI's taxonomy places the organism in Eukaryota, Metazoa, Arthropoda, Insecta, Diptera, Culicidae. The record is from RefSeq and is a predicted model, not a curated record.
UGCUGCAAACCCCGUAACCAAGCAUGCAACAAAGGACGACCGCGCCAGCUGGUCCACCGGCCUCUGCAUCUUCCGGAAAGCAAGUGGUUGAGCUCAACGGGUACGUUAUCAUUCUGGUCGAGAGUCGCGAUGGCAAAAUCAAACUCUACGGUAGUCCGGCCGACAAGGACAAUCUGGAGGUUGCGGACGAGAUACUGGACGUUAACGAACGCAAACUGGAAGACUCGCCCCGAGCGGAAGUUAUUAAGCACAUACACGAGUGUAUCCAGUCGUGCAUGAUAAAGUUGCGUGUCAAACGGCGAAGCGACUCUCGUCUAGCCGGCGAGCUUGGCAAUGCGGUGCAGGAUGCGUUCGUCAUUGCGGUCGAGCAGCAGGCCCGGGAGCGGCUCCAGCGACUGUCCGCCCUCAAGCGCAUCACACCGGUCGACAUGUCACAGCUUUCGAUCAAACUCAACCAACAAAGCCAGGCCAAGGGUGGUGCCACGCAAGAUUUGAGCUUCCUGAAGGAGGUGUCCCCAAUCUACGUGACGUCACUCUCGGGGAACAGUGUUACGGGUACGAACACCAGCACGACGGUGACGGCCGGCGUGAAGCCGACCACCUUUACCGCUGGCAACAAUAACAGCAUCACCAACAACAACACCAGCACCCUUGGGGGCCAACAGACUGCAAUCAACAACCUGAACAACAACAUCAACAGCAGCACGGCCGCCUGUCUUACGGCCGGGGCAGCCGUAAGCGUCGGCGGCAGUGUUGCCGGCACCAGCAGCAACAUUGUCGUGCGGCAGCAACCUCAACCGGGACCUUCCUCCAGCGGCGGCAUCAGCGUCGUCUCCUCCGGCGGUGGCUACGCUAACAUUCGCCAACUGCCUGGCGGCCUGGCCGUGAUCCCAGCGGGAUUGAAGGGGACGCAGGUGGCUGACCAAGUGGCCACCGGUAGCACUAACAACAAUAACACACUAGCUCUUAGCACCGCCGCGACCGCGACGCAUCACCUCCAUCACAGUCUUGUAAAUAACAAUAACCUCACCAGCAGCAGGCCGCAGGGGUUCGAUACUAGCGCCAACAGUUACUAUAGCAAUCUAACUAACACCUUCCUAUCGAAUGGUCAUGGUUCCAAGAGAGAGCUUGCAACACUGUCCGAGGGUGAACUCGAACCACCGGACGAGCCGCAGUACGAGUCGAGCGGAAACAUAUCGCGCGGUGGCACCGAGGUUCUGCUGGGCGAUCAGCAUCUGCGCCAGGAAAAUCGGCCCCGCAGACGCAGCGGCUCCAGCAUCGUGGUGCUGGGCGGUGAUGACACACUGAAGCCCUCGAUACCGAUUGAUGACUAUCAGGAAGAUUUGGAAAUGUACAAUAUGUUAGCGGCGAAUCAGGACAAUGGACCACACCGGGAAAUGGCUGUCGAUGUACCUGAAUCGUUCAUAGCCAGAAACAAAACGCCUCCUCGCUAUCCACCGCCACGGAGCACGGCGUCCGGAGUGCCACCGCCGGCAACGCCGGCAGCGGCACCGGCCUCGACGACGCAGGUAAAUCUCGUAUCCAACGCAAUGCCCCAGCUGAACGGGUCAUCGAAACCGGUGCCGCCACCACGCGAUCAUCUGCGGAUAGAGAAGGACGGUCGGCUCACCAAUCGGGCACCAGUACCCGCUCCACAAGUGCCAGAUCGUAAGGCUGUGCCGAUCGGAUCACAGCAGCCCCAGCACAUCGGUCAGGUCCUGGAGCCGACCCCGGAUCAGCUGGAUAGCAUUAAGAAGUUCCAGGAACAACUUCGGCGCAGGCGGGAGGACGAAGAAAGAAUAGCGGCUCAGAAUGAAUUCCUACGCAACAGCUUACGCGGAUCGCAGCGGCUGCGCGCGCUCCAAGAUAAUCCCAUCGAGAAGCCCCCCGUCGGGGUGGACAACGAGGCGUACGCCGACGAUGAGGUGGUGGUGCAGGAGAAAAUUAUUGGUUACAGUGAACUGGUGGCGGCUCUCCAGCGGCUGCAGGGUCACCUCAACAAGCACGGGUUGGCAUCACUCGCCGGUCGGGUGACGGCCGCCCAGAGCUUGCUGCUGGGGCCCGGCAUAGCCCGCGCCCUAGCCAUCCGGUCGGCGGUCCUGGAACGGCGGCGACCGAAGGUCCAGAAUCCAAUUUGCUCAAAUGCUCAAGCCCUGGCCAAGGAUUGCGUUGAAUCGCUGGCGCAAUCCGGUUCACCGGCCGCAAUAGAACUGUGUGAUCUGCUGUCCACGUACGAAAUGGAAGGGCUGCUGCUCGCUCACGAUCGGAUCGCCACGACCACCGAUCGGUCGCCGGUCGUCUCGUACGGUGGUAGCCCGAUCAACGCCACGCUGCCAUCUCUAAGCAACAACAACAACAUCAACAAUAACACCUUGACCAGCAGCGCGGUCAAACCGGCCACGGUCAUGCCAUCAAUUCCAAAUAACACUAGUUUAGUGAACAAUAACAAUAACAAUAUCGCUAAGAGAGAACCGAUGAGUGUGCCGCUCGGUGUGCUGCGCGACGGCAGCCAGGAUCACAUCAAAAUCAUCCAGAUCGAAAAGUCGUCGGAACCGCUCGGGGCCACCAUCCGCAACGAGGGCGAAGCGGUCGUGAUUGGGCGCGUGGUGCGCGGUGGAGCGGCCGAAAAGUCGGGCCUGCUGCACGAGGGUGACGAAAUACUCGAGGUGAACGGUAUCGAGAUGCGAGGCAAAUCGGUGAACGACGUGUGCGCCCUGCUCGGCUCGAUGACGGGCACCCUGACGUUCCUGGUGGUCCCGGCCGGCAUCCCGCAGAUCAUGCCGGGCAUGGGAAUGCGCGAUCCGCCCGUGCUGCACGUGCGCGCCCACUUCGACUACGAUCCCGAGGACGACCUGUACAUACCGUGCCGGGAGCUGGGCAUCAGCUUCCAGAAGGGCGACGUGCUGCACGUGAUUUCGCGGGACGACCCCAACUGGUGGCAGGCGUACCGGGAGGGCGAAGAAGACCAAACGCUGGCGGGGCUGAUACCGAGCCAAUCGUUUCAGCAUCAGCGCGAAUCGAUGAAACUGGCCAUUGCCGGGGAGGUUGGGUUGCGCACGCGCAAGGACAUCAACGGCAAGGCGGGCGGUGGUGGUGGGUCCACGUUGCUGUGCGCCCGGAAGGGGCGCAAGAAGAAGAAGAAGGCAAGCAGCGAGCACGGCUAUCCGCUGUACGCCACGGCCACGGCCGACGAUCCCGAUCCGGAGGAGAUUCUCACCUACGAGGAGGUGGCCCUGUACUACCCACGGGCGUCCCACAAGCGGCCGAUCGUACUGAUUGGCCCGCCCAACAUUGGACGCCACGAGCUGCGCCAGCGCUUGAUGGCUGACUCGGAGCGUUUCGCGGCCGCCAUUCCUCACACCUCCCGGGCACAGCGGGAAGGCGAAGUUCCCGGACAGGACUAUCACUUCAUCUCGCGGCAACAGUUUGAGUCGGACAUUUUGGCGCGCAAGUUUGUCGAGCACGGCGAAUACGAAAAGGCAUAUUACGGCACAUCACUGGAGGCAAUUAGGGCCGUGGUCGCUAGUGGCAAGAUAUGCGUGCUCAACCUGCACCCGCAGAGCUUAAAGUUGCUUCGCUCGUCCGAUCUGAAGCCGUACACCGUGCUGGUGGCGCCACCGAGUUUGGAAAAGCUACGCCAGAAGCGGAUACGGACCGGCGAACCGUACAAGGAAGAGGAGCUUAAAGAGAUCAUCGCGACGGCACGUGACAUGGAGGCGCGAUGGGGCCACCUGUUCGAUAUGAUUAUCAUCAACAAUGAUACGGAGCGGGCCUAUCACCAGCUGCUGGCGGAGAUUAACUCUCUCGAGCGCGAACCCCAGUGGGUGCCGAGUAGCUGGCUUCACAACUAGAUCGUGUGACUGUUGCGGUUUUGUGGAACCGCUUGUGGCUCAUAAUACAUUCGGCGUGUCCGGCACACACAGUAUUAAUCGCCGGGAGAGGAUCAACAACAGGGGGGACAGUCACAAGACUUGCUACGGCGGGAAUCGCGUCCCAUGAAUCGUACGGCGCCCGCAGACGGACGUAGAGAACCCUUUAGGAACUUAUAUCUAUACGUAUAUCCGUAUCCCCACAUGAAGCAUACAUAGAUGCUUAUUACUUUACUCUAAUUGUUGUUAUGUUAUGUUCGUUUCUGUGCUCGACAAUUGCACAAACAGGCCUCGGGGCAACAAUAUAAACACUUCCACUAUAGGUUUUGCGCCUUAGAAACGAUCCGAAUUGUAUAAGUUUGCAACGGCAGCGCCCCUCUUUCCCUGGGUUCGUGUGGUGUGGUGUUUUGUUAAUAUCGCGAAACCGAUCGGUGAUCGGAGCGCGGCAGUACUGCUUAAAAUUUCCCCCCUUAAAAACCCUGUGUACGUUUUGUUUUAGCAUAAUAAAUGUUUUAUUUAUCGAAAGUUUUAUUGGGGGAAAAAAAAGAAUGAUAACGAAAGUGUAGGGAGUGUAAGCUUACCAAGGGUGGACCACGUGGUCCGGGUAGGGUGGGUAGGUUACGCGGCACAGAGCGAUCGCACGGCCGAGGGUCGGACGAAUUGCGGAUACCCGGAGUACACAAUAACAAAGCAAUUUCUAAAUGUCGUAUUAAUACUAUCAACGCCGUAGUGCGGGCGUAAGUUUUUCCUUUCCGUUUCCGUCGAAAUGACUCUAGCACCGUGAUAUCACGGCAAAACGCAGCAUACAUCAUACAAAACAUCCAAAAUAUAGUUACGCGAAUAGACGAGGACGAGUACGUAGUAACAACAGCCUAUAUAUUGAUGAUAUAAAGAAUAAAAAAUGGACGAAAAGGUAAAAUAAUCAGCAGCAAACAACCCGCCCGCCCUGAAGUGAAGUGUGUGUGUGUACUAAUGAAGCAUAGGUAUUGGAUAGAAAUUCACAAAUUUACACUAAACAAAUCAAAAUAAUUGUAAAACAAUAACCGCGUAAUGGGCAGUGAUGGGGCGGCUACGAACGGGAAAAUUCAAUCUUUAUCGGUAAGGGUUCUAGAGAGAGAAAGAGAGACACACAGAGAGAGGGAGAGAGAGCCAAAUAAAUGGAACCGAAGUUGAAAUUGGAAUGGAACCAUCGGAACGGCACCAACUAGAAUUUGGAGCUCAAACUAGCGCUUGUCAGAAGACAAAAGAAGAAAGCUCAAAUCUCUAACCAUAUGAAACAUACUCUCGUGUUCAAAAUUCUGCGCCUGGAUUCGGUUCCGUCGUGGAAAGGCGAACGAUUGGACGAUUUCAAAAUUAAAUACGGAUCCGUUUUGUAGGGUUUAAGCCUAUUUUUCUACCAACGAAUUGGGACUCUCGACUCCAGUGUAUUCAUGUGUUCAUGUGACGAAACGAAACCUAUCUAUC